Messenger RNA from Ictidomys tridecemlineatus (thirteen-lined ground squirrel), 2248 nucleotides. RefSeq names its product phosphoglycolate phosphatase (gene Pgp). Lineage: Eukaryota; Metazoa; Chordata; Mammalia; Rodentia; Sciuridae. Gene Ontology annotation, cellular component: cytoplasm. Gene Ontology annotation, molecular function: sn-glycerol 3-phosphatase activity. The record is from RefSeq and is a predicted model, not a curated record.
CCCGAGCCACUGCGGGGCGACAGCCCAGCCGACUGGCUAGCAGAGCCGCUGGAAGCGGACGUGGGCGCUGUGGUGGUGGGCUUCGACCCGCACUUCAGCUACAUGAAGCUCACCAAGGCUGUGCGCUAUCUGCAGCAGCCGGGCUGCCUGCUUGUGGGCACCAACAUGGACAACCGGCUACCCCUGGAGAAAGGCCACUUCAUCGCGGGUACCGGCUGUCUGGUUCGAGCGGUGGAGAUGGCCGCCCAACGUCAGGCCGACAUCAUUGGGAAGCCCAGCCGCUUCAUCUUCGACUGCGUGUCCCAGGAGUACGGCAUCAACCCGGAACGCACCGUCAUGGUGGGGGACCGUCUGGACACAGACAUCCUCCUGGGCGUCACCUGUGGCUUGAAGACCAUCCUGACCCUGACUGGAGUCUCUACACUCGAGGAUGUGAAGAGUAAUCAGGAAAGUGACUGCAUGUCUAAGAAGAAAAUGGUCCCUGACUUCUAUGUUGACAGCAUAGCCGACCUCUUGCCCGCCCUUCAAGGUUAAAGAUUUAGUGUCUUUAAUCUCCAGAAUAAAAAAAGAAAUUCAAAAUCACUUAACCAAAUCAAUAGGUGGAGCUUAGGCAUCCACUCAUGUAGGUGACCACAGAGUGUAAUUGGAGUUAAGCAAAAGUGUUUUGUUAGUUUUGUAAGUAAAUGUUCUGGGGGCAAUGUUGUUUACAGAUGCUUAUAUUUUAAGAUGCACUUUUAAUCUUUGAGGGCAUUGUGGGGAUAGGCCUGGGCCUUGGAUGUGUUGGCAAGGGCAGGCAUAGCAUCUGUCCAGGAUUCAGGUAACUUCAGGCCCUGCUGAUAAUAAUGAGGCAGGUCUAGGAGUGUGUCAUGUAUUUGACAGAAAAUUUUAUUCAGGGAUUAAGCCCCCUUGAAGGGCAGAGGGGCAAUGGGGCUGAUUAUUGUGACUGUUGUGAAACAUUUGUACAGAACAUACCAGGCUUCUAACCCCCACCCUGCAUGGUCAUGCAGCAGAGGAGCAGCUGCUGUGUCCCAGCUCCUCACCUGCAAGGCGGGGAUGGAGGAAGGGGCUACUCCCAAGUUGUGUCACCCCGUGUUUGAGGUGUGGGGUGUUGCCCUUACCACCCUCCACCCUCCCCUGCUUCCUUGAAAACCACUUUAAUGUCACAAUUGUCUGUUCCAUUUCAAUGCUCAGGGCUGCGGCUCCUCAUAUACAGCUGCCCAGUUCUGUAAAAUCAGCCCAGCUAAACCUCGGCUAUAUCAAGUGUGCAUUUAAACCCAGGUGACUCAGACUGAGUGCAUUGUCAGCUGAGGGGCCAAGUGGGCAUGGAUGCCUUUGCUGCAGUCUGGGCUGCUAUACAGGGAGCUCAGAGCAGCAUUGGUACCAAAAAUAAUAAUUUUUUUCAACUUGUGAACAACUUUGUCAAGUGGUAAAUUGAAUCUUUAAAUGUAUAAUAGCUAUGUUCUGUCUCAUAGAGAAAAUCCCACCGAAGGCUGCAUGCCCUGCAAGCAGCAGCACAGCUAAAGGCAUGUGUUACUCAAGGACUGCCUGUCAUCUGAGGCUCCCUCUUGGUGGGGAAGGAGAGAGGUCCCUAAGAAUAGGAAUUUCUUUUACAAAGCAUCCAGUCUUUUCUUAUCCUCCUGUCUCCUGGGUUUGGGUGGGGGUUAGAUAUCAGUAGCCCAUGAGACCACCUCUCUUGGCCCUGGACUCCCUUGUUGAUGGCCAGUGGGAGGAUUGGCAGAGCCCACCAGCCAGCCAGGGGUUCUUGACAGGGGCUCUGGCCUUUUCUGUCUGUUCUCUGGGUUUGCUGACCUUUAGCAGCCUGCUGAGUAGACUCAGCAGCAUUUGCAGGGCAGAGCUGGGAAGCUGUUCCUUUCUGCUGACUCCUUCCUGGUGCCUUGCCCUGCACCCAGUGGCUUCUCUCCCAGCCUUGUGGUCAUGGUACUCCUUAAUCUGUUCACCAAGUUCUCAGCAAUAAAGGGUAUUCCAGCCCUGCAGCUGCUCCUGGCCAAGGUGGUUGGGCUGGGGCCAUGCCUGUGAGGUUGGUGGUGCUGACAUUUGCUCUGCAAGAUUGGCUCAAGGUGGGUCUGGAUAUCAAGCAGGCCUGUCAGGGCGUUGUCACCCACACCAGGAGGAGCACGUGGCAGGUGCAGCAGCCAGCAAUGCCUCCCUCUUCUGGGAGCCUGUGUGCACCUCAUCUCUGGCCCCUUGCACUGUGUGAACCCAAAUGCACAUUAAACUCUCAAACCCA